CGCACGGUGGCUACUUGAACGAAAACGGGGGAAGCUCGCUCAAGAAACCGGCUCGGUUGUCGUCGGGGAACUCAGCAUGCCAUACUACAAAUGCUGAGCGCGGGGGGGCGAAACAACCGUAUUUACCUCCUGAACGGCGAUAGUUAACGGCCACGCCCCGUUCCCACCGACAGGAGCCGGUACAUAACCGCUGGCGGAGGCGCGACGGUGCGCGGUUUGAAACCCAGCAGGGCGGCUAGCGGGGCUCACAGCGGAGAGAGGAAGCAGGAGCGUCGGCUGUUUUGGGAACCAUGAGGGAGUACAAAGUAGUGGUUCUCGGGUCCGGGGGGGUCGGUAAAUCCGCACUAACCGUUCAGUUCGUGACGGGAUCCUUCAUAGAGAAAUACGACCCCACGAUAGAGGAUUUCUACAGGAAGGAGAUCGAGGUGGACUCCUCUCCGUCCGUCCUGGAGAUCCUGGACACGGCGGGCACGGAGCAGUUCGCCUCCAUGCGAGACCUGUACAUCAAAAACGGGCAGGGCUUCAUCCUGGUCUACAGCCUGGUGAACCAGCAGAGCUUCCAGGACAUCAAGCCGAUGAGGGAUCAGAUCAUUCGGGUGAAAAGGAACGAGAGGGUGCCGAUGAUUCUGGUCGGAAACAAAGUGGACCUGGCCGGGGAGAGGGAGGUCUCGUCCGGCGAGGGGAAGGCACUGGCGGACGAGUGGAAAUGCCCGUUCAUGGAAACUUCAGCCAAAAAUAAAAGCUCGGUGGACGAACUGUUUGCAGAGAUAGUCCGACAAAUGAACUAUGCCUUAACACCAAAUGGCGACGACCAGUGCUGCUCAUCGUGUGUUAUUCUUUAAGAGACAAGGACAAUCAUAAAGUUUUAUUCUUUGCUCAGUUUUAAGUUUGCAAUGUGUGUUGCAGCGAGUCUGUACUGUUGAGCUCUUCUUCGUGUCCCACCCCGGCCUUGGAGGAAAAUGAAGGGAGGAAUGCUGCAGGGGGACGAGAGGAGGAGGAGGAAGAGGAGGAGGAGGAGGAGGAGGAGGAGGAGGGGAGCAACUGAGACAGAGGGAGGGGUCCACUCUUCAGGAAUUCUGCUGUGUUGGAGUAUCUUUGCUGCGCGAUCUGUGUCCACCACUGAUGUCAACACAACGUCAGAUUGAGAGUUUCACCAACGGCUCCUUCCCCCCCCCCCCGCCCUCCCUUUCCUUUCCUUGCCAGUUCCAACUGUAACUCCCAACUGGAACUAAACCCCAAUGGAAAAGAAGUGGAGAGUAACACUUAGAGAAACUCAAAAAAAUGGAUAUUUCUGUACAAGAAGAUGACAGGGAGAUAGAAUAUAUUUUGUUAAAUAACUGCACAGUGUGGGACAAGGUAAAGAUUUGGGCUGCCUGAGCCCACAACACUCCAAAUCCACCCCCCCCCCCCCCCCCUCUAAAGUCUGAAAAAAUUGACGCCACAUACAGUAUCUCGGUGGUGGAGUAAACGUGAUGAGUGCCACUUUUUUUAUUUUUUUCCUUGUUUUUUUUUUUUUUUCUUCGCCUCUUCUUGGGUGCGCGAGAGGACCCUAAGUGAAGUGACACGGGGACGCUGAACCGAUCGCUCCCGUGUCGAGUGCCUUUCCAAAACAAAUCAGCUGUUCAGAUUUAGUGCCAACCUACAUGUAUCACCAAAAGAAUUCUCCGACACGGCAAUCCACAACAAACCAGUGAACUCUUCUUCUGGAUAAUCUCGUUAAGGUGGAAGCUGAGAACAAACACAAAAAAAAAAACAUAUUUUUUUUGUUGAUGGAAUGGCAGGUUUUCUGUAUGUUUUACGUUGGCCUUUUUUUUUGAAGGUGUUUUAUUUUGCAUUGUCUUGUUGGUCUGGCCAAACCUAUAUCUUGAAAUGCACAGGUACUGGAACCCCCACCCCACCCUCCUCGCUUUGGAUGUGAUAACAACACACGACACUUACCUUCCAGGCCACUUAAAUCAAAGGAAUUCUGUUUGUUCUGUUCAUUUUGUUGUUUUUAACAGGAAAUGUGAUGAUGUACCGUUGACAAAUCUAACCUGAUUGUAAGUUUAAAUUCAGACCGCCCGUUUAACAGUGGGCUGUCUGUUUAAAAAAAAAAAAAAAAAAGAAAGAAAAAAGAAAAACUUUUAAUACAAAUUGCAUUUUUUAAAAAAGAAA
This is a messenger RNA of Mugil cephalus (flathead mullet), 2154 nucleotides long. Its product is annotated as ras-related protein Rap-2b. Bases 291 to 842 code for a protein of 183 amino acids. Lineage: Eukaryota; Metazoa; Chordata; Actinopteri; Mugiliformes; Mugilidae. The record is from RefSeq and is a predicted model, not a curated record. Gene Ontology annotation, cellular component: plasma membrane. Gene Ontology annotation, molecular function: GDP binding; GTPase activity; GTP binding. Gene Ontology annotation, biological process: Rap protein signal transduction; negative regulation of cell migration. The transcript has 2 exons.